Molecule: messenger RNA, 414 nt
Organism: Fukomys damarensis (Damara mole-rat)
Lineage: Eukaryota; Metazoa; Chordata; Mammalia; Rodentia; Bathyergidae
Product: laminin subunit beta-1-like
Exons: 2
Coding region: 1-414 (137 amino acids)
Biological process (GO): cell migration; basement membrane assembly; substrate adhesion-dependent cell spreading
Cellular component (GO): laminin trimer
Molecular function (GO): integrin binding; extracellular matrix structural constituent
Source: RefSeq, a predicted model, not a curated record
AUGGAACAGCUUGAAGUAUUUAAAAUCCAGCCACAGCCCGAGAUACCAACCACAUGCAGUCGGGUUGCGGCACAUAGUGACAUUUUCAUCAGUGAUUUUAAAAAAUGCAAAUCAAACGAGACUUUUGCUCCCUACUUACAGACUUUCCGUCCAGCUGCAAUGCUGAUCGAGCGGUCCUCUGACUUUGGGAAAACCUGGGGCGUGUACAGAUAUUUCGCCUAUGACUGUGAGAGCUCUUUCCCCGGCAUCUGCACCGGCCCCAUGAAGAAAGUUGACGACAUCAUCUGUGACUCCCGAUACUCUGACAUUGAGCCCUCAACGGAAGGAGAGGUGAUAUUUCGUGCUUUAGAUCCUGCUUUUAAAAUAGAAGAUCCUUACAGCCCAAGAAUACAGAGUAAGUUGAUUUUGAAAUAA